GCGGCUCCGAGGUUGGAAACUUGUGAGUAAAAGUCCCGGAGCUCCGGGGGAUGUAUAGCGGACAGUGCGGCCCGAAACCUGCGUCACCUCGGCCGACACUUAUUAAGAAUGGAGCUAUUUGAAGGCAAUCGCCACCUUCCUAGACCCUCCUAUCUUGGCGUGGAAAUAGCCUAUCCAGAAAGAGAUGCCCCACAAGAGGUAGAUGACAUCAGAACAAACUUGUCCGAGCGGUUUUCACAGCUGGCCGACACAGAAUCUGAUGCUGAUCAGAAAAACUCAUCGGAUGCUAAGGAGCCCAUGCAGGUUUACCUUCGUGUGAAACCUUUUACUGGACUGGAGAUUGAGCAGAAAGAGUCGCAGGAUUGUGUCAGUAUUCCCGACCCCUGCAGCGUGCUGGUGAAGGCUCCUCUGAGCUCCCAGGCUUGUCGGCUGAGUGACAGAAGCAGCAGUUCAGUGGCCCAGAAGUUCUCCUUUACUCAUGUGUUUGGUCCCGAAACAUCUCAAACUCAGUUUUUUGAGGGCACUAUAAAGAAACAAGUGAUUGAUUUUAUGAAAGGGCAGAAUCGCCUGAUUUUUACGUACGGCGUUACUAAUGCUGGCAAAACAUUUACUUUCCAAGGCUCAAAGAAUGAUGGUGGUAUUUUACCAAGAUCAAUGGAAUUGCUUUUUAAUGCAAUUGAAGGAAAAGUUUAUUCAAAAAUGGAUAUUAAGCCUCACAAAUGUAGAGAUUACAUAAGACUGACUAAAGAGCAAGUGAAAACAGAACACUCGAUUAAAAAUGGUUUCCUCCGUCAUAUAAAAGAGGUGGACCCUCAUUGUAGUAUUCAGAGUAACAACAGUAGGACCUCUGCAGAUACAACAGACUUUCUCAAUGAUGACGUUGGAGGAGUGUCAAACUGUUCGCGAGUCCUCUCUGAAUUUGAAGAACGUGUAAGGGAAUCUGAAGAAUUCAAGUUCGAUGUUAAUGAUUCUGUAAAGUUCUCUGUCUGGAUUUCCUUUUGUGAAAUCUACAAUGAAUGUAUUUUUGAUCUUCUGGACCCUGUGUCAGGUGAUAAGUGUUACAAGAGAAAAACUUUAAAGCUUGCCCAGGAUUUAAAAGGAUUCAGUUUUGUAAAAGAUCUCCAGUGGGUACAGGUUUCAGAUGCUAAAGAGGCAUGUAGAAUUCUUGCUGUGGGGAAGAAGUUCCAAAGCAUUGGUUUUACGAAACUGAAUAGUUCCUCAAGUAGAAGUCAUAGUAUAUUUACUGUUCGUCUCUUAAAAAUUGAAGAUGCAGAUGUUCCUCGAGUAGUAAAAGUCAGCGAAUUGACUCUGUGUGACUUGGCUGGUUCUGAAAGAUGCACAAAAACUCAGAACGAAGGUGAAAGGCUGAAGGAAAGCGGGAACAUUAAUACAUCACUCCUGAUUCUUGGCAAAUGCAUCAAUGCACUGAAGAACAGUCAGCAGUCGAAAAUUCAGCAGCAUGUGCCCUUUCGAGAAAGCAAGCUUACCCACUAUCUGCAGAGCUUUUUCAGUGGGAAAGGGAAAGUGUGCAUGAUAGUAAACAUUAGUCAGGCUGCCUCUGCUUACGAUGAGACCCUGAAUGUGCUCAAGUUUUCAGCUGUUGCCCAAAAGGUCCUUAUAUUGGAUUCUUGUCAUGCUUUGGACAUCUUAUUACAUGGUCAAAAAAAGAGUGCCAGGGAAGUGUCCUUUAUAAUAAACAAUGCUGAUAACAAGAGUUUGCUGUCACGAAAACGUGCAACUGUGCAGUGGGAAAGCCGCUUAGAUGAUGUUCUGGAGGAUGGAAAUGAUGAGGAAUAUGAAGACUGUUUUGAUCAUGAAGAUCCUCUUGACUGCACCAAUCUAGAAGAUGAAGAUGAUUAUGAGUUAGAAGAAGAUGAAAUUGUCAUCAAGAAAGAAGCUUAUGAGAAUCUGCUAGCACUUCUGGAAGAUCUGAAAACCAAGCUAUGUAAUGAGAAGCAAGAGAAACUUCUUAUGGAACUUAGAAUAAGAGAAGAUGUGGCAAAAGAGUUCAAAGAACACUUCAUUCAGCGUGAACAUGACUUCAGUGAACGUUUGCACAAAGAAAAAGAGCUGUUAGAGGAACGGUGUGAAGAAAGAAUGGAAAUCCUGCAGAAUUUAGUCAGAAAAUGCUCUAAUGAAGAGGAAGAUGAUGAAGAGGACGAUACUAAGGAACCGCUCAGUAUGACAGAAACGGCAGUCCAGACGGAUGAGCUGAAUAUACCGCUUCAAGGACUCUUCUCUUCUAUACAGUGUGAUUUGGCAGUAAUCAAGAAGCAGGCCGCGGAGGCUCACAAUCAUAUUGAAGCUAUCCAUGACGAUGCAGAGGAGAUUUCUGCAUUGGAACAAAAAUUACAGCAAGUGACCAGUGAGCUUUCUAAAACUCAAGAGGAGCUGCAACGGAAUUCAGCUGAUCUGGCAAGGCAGGUGAGCCAUUGCACAGAAACAAGACUUCAGCUUGAAGAGUCUGACAAGACACUAUUGUCACAGAAACAACAAAUCGAUCAACUAAUGGACAUGAUUCAGCAGAAGGACACAGCGAUUGAGAAGCUUAAAGACCUUAUCUCUCACUGGGAGACUAAAUGUGAAGAUUAUGAGAAAACCCUAAAUUCCCUUCAAAGAGAGAUGGUAAACGUCGACAGUGAAACAAGUCGGAAGCGACCACCUGAUGCCUGCCAGCCACCCGAGGAACAGCCUCCAUCAAAGAAAGAUUUUAUUGACCCUAAUCACAAUCGCAUGAAAAGCAAUGAAAAUCAUAAAGAUGCUUUACAGAACAGAGAUGAAAGCGCCAUACUGCGUGAAUUGGAAGAUGUUAAAUCUGAGAACGAGAAUUAUAAAGCUCAAGCAGUGACGCUCACUCAGUCCGUUGUUGAAUUGGAAGAAAAGCUUUCUGGAUACCAAAAUAAGUUAAUUGCCUUGGAAUCAAAAAAUCAAAGCAUGGUCUCCGAACUGCAAAUGCAAAAAGAUCUCACGCUCAACAUGGAAGGAACCAUUCGUGUGUUAAAGCAGGAGGUAGAUCAGAACCAGUUAAACAUUGCCAAUAAGGUUGCUCAAAUCAAAACUAUUCAGAGUAAGUUGGAUGAUUUUGGCAAGACUGAUCUUAGUCAGGACUCUGGCGUGGUGGAGUUUAAUCUAACGGAUAUAAUGGAAGAGUCCAUCAAGAGGAACCCUGAGCAAAGCAAAAGUCAAGUGGAAAAAAUGACGUCUGGGCGCGAGAGUGCGUUUUAUAAUGCCAUUGAAGGUCUCUGGAAAAAAUGUCAAGAUGUUCUUCAAGAAUCCUCUAGAAAGAACAAGCAUAUGCUGCAGCUUGAAAAACAACUUGGUGACCUGAAACACGAAAUGGCCAUGCUUCAAGAUGUAAAAGAGAACAAGAGGUCUUCCCAAGACUUUCUACUCAAGGAAAAAGAUGAGCUUAUUGUCCAGCUUAGAGAACAGUUGUCAGAAACGAUCAAGCAUUUGGAGAUCCUUAAAAAGCAAGAAAUCGACUAUAAGAAUCAGUUAUCAUCUAAUAGCCAACGUAUACAGGACCUAAGACUCCUUGUGGAUUCUUACAAAGAGAAAUCUGAAAAGCUUAACAGCUUGGAUGAAGAGAGCAAAGAAAAAUCUGUUGCUAUUGAAACACUGGAGAAAUGUUUGGCAGAACUCCAGGCAGAACACAUGAAUUGUGAAAAGAACCAGAAGAAAUUAAACGAUGAGAAGAAUGAAUUGAAACAAAAAAAUAGAGUCGCACAGGAAGAACUUACAGCUGCGGAAACUUCUAAGAACAAGACAGAGAAGCAAGUUAAAGAGUCAGCCGGAGAUAUUGAACUGUUGAAGAAAGACAUUUUACAAAAAGACAACCAGUUGAAAAAAGUACAGCUAGAGCUUCAGAGAAAAGAAGAGGACUACGUAGAUUUAAAGGAGAAAUUGGCUGAUGCAAAAAAGCAAAUCCAACAGGUGGACAAAGAGAUCUCUGCAAUGCGCGAAGAACAGAAGACGCUAACUAACAAAAUUAAUGAGUACGAAAAAGUGAAGAAGCAAAUGUCUUGUGAACUAGAAGUGAAACAGAGGACAAUACAACAACUUAGCAAGGAACGUGACCACGAGAAAACUGAAAACACGGGGCAGCUUUACCAGAAGGCUUGUCAAGAUGUUAAAGCAAAAGAAAAGAUAAUUGAAGACAUGAAGCUGACACUUAUUGAGCAGGAGCAGACACAGGAAGAACAAGAGCAAGCACUUGAAGCCAAAACACAAGAAGCAGAGAAAUUAGCUGAAGAGUUGGAGCUGUGGAAACAUAAGUACAGAGAGAAAAUAUUUGGUAAAGAAAAUGUUAUAGAGCCGGGCAGAGAAACAAAUAACACAGAAACGAGCAAGACUGACGUAAUCAAGCUACAGAGCCAGCUAAAGGACCUUGAAGAGAAAUUCUGCAAUGAUAAAAAGAAAUGGUUCGAAGAAAGAAAGACUCUUAUCACUCAGGCUAAAGAAUCUGAGAAUCAAAGGAACAAGGAGAUGAGAAAAUAUGCAGACGACCGAGAACGUCAUGGAAAGCAGCAGGCAGAAAUGGAACAACUCUCUGCUCAGCUGCUUGAGAAAGAUAAUACAUUGCAGAAGUGGCGGGAAGAACGGGACAGUCUCCUUUCUGCAUUGGAAGUGCAGUUGAAAAACCUACUUUCCAGCAAUGCAGAGAAAGAGAAAGAAAUCGAAAUCCUAAAAAGCUCUACCAGAGGAGAAACCCUUACCCCUCCAGAAUCUUCCGUUGUGGAAGAACUGAAGAGUCUACUAGCUGCAAGUGAGGCCAAGAUCAAGGAGUAUCAGAACAAACUAGCAGAGCUGGAACAUCCCCAAUCUUCAGCCGCUACUGCCACAGAGAAGGAAGACUCUGGGAUUGCAAAAACUGUGGUGAAGACACAAGGUGAGACUACAAUGCCUGGCCAAGAAGAGAAAUUAUCCACUUGUGGCACUGAUGAUUCUGCAUCUGAUAUUCAGUCACAGGAUGGAACAGAUGCAGUGUUAGACUCCUCUAUGAUUUCUACAGAGAAUGGAAAAACCAGCAGAUUUCCAAAACCUCAGAUGGAAAUCCGUUUUAGCCCAGUGAAGCCUAACAGAAUGGAAGUAAAACAUCAUGGGGAUGACUCAGCUGUAACUGUGAAAAUAUCAAGGCCCACCAGAAAGAGGAAGAGCACAGACAUGGAGGAUGCGGUGAAAAGUGAAAAUAGGAAAAAUACAAGAACGAAUAAAAUGACACCAUCAUCCUUGGCAAGUCCUGCGACAAGCAUCUACAGCUCAAAGAAACAGACAGUGAAGAAGCAGAUAUCUACUUCAAGUACUGCCUCUACUCAGAAAAAAGAUGGGACGCUGCAGAAGCUUGGAGAAUUUCUACAAAGUUCUCCUUCCAUCUUUCAGACAAAAGCAAAAAAAUUUCUUGAGACUAUUGGAGCACCUAGGAGCACAGAUGUGAAAAAUGGCAGCAAUGCUGAUGAACAUAAGCCGAAAAGAUCACGAAGAAAAUUGUACACUACGGAAAUCUCAGCGCCACUAGACAUCCCCGCUCAUUCAAUCAUUAUGGACACUAAUGAAAAGGAAAGUGAUCAUCUUAUAAUGAAGAGACGCCUGAGGACAAGAACUGCUAAAUAAAUUCUUUAUUUGUGGUCAUGCAUCCUGUGGUACAUAGAGAAAUAUGUAUAUAGGUGUAAUCUUAAUCCGUUUUCAUGUACAAAAUUGAUUAUUUCAAAGUUAGUAAAGCUGUGCAUGUAAAUUUAUAUCUUAAGCCUUGUAUAUUUAGAACUGCACAGUAUUCAAAUGUACUUUUGUGGUACGUCCCAAUGAAAGGCCAGCCUUAUAGCCAAAGUUUUUCCACAUCUCUUCUGUAAGAGAAAGUUUAAUGACAUUAGGUAUCCAUGUUAACAUCUGGACCCUGCCUCUCCCGAUUCACUUUAUCUGCUCAUUGAGAGGUGGAGAAGAAGAGGCUUCCAGAACUGGAUCUCUGUCUUCUCUCUCCCCCUCUUUCUUCUCCCUCAAAGGAAAUAACCAUGGCAACCCACACUUUAGAGAACUUUGCCUCUGUUAUGCUGCAUUGUAAUAUAUGUAUAUUUAAUAUGCUGCAAGCUCUAUAUGUAUUAUGUAGAGAACACUACUCAAUAUCUUAAAAAGGUUAAUUCACGAAGUUUACUAUUUGUGUGUGCGCCAUUGUGAUCAAUUGAUAGUGAAUAAUUCGUUGAAAAGAAGAGGCCGAUAAGUGGAGAAAGAGGCAUUUUUCUGUAAAAAAGUUAUAUUACAAAGAUUGUUUUACUCGCUUAAACUAUUGAUUUUUGCAGUUUGUUGAAAUGACACAUUCUCUAAUCCAAAGUCAAUGAUUUUUAUGUUUUAGUUUCAUGACAGCAUCUCUGAGCAACCUGUUUCUAUAGGCUCAAUUUUUUUUUUUUAUAUUAAUGACCUUUACGUGAAUUUUGUUUGUACCAUAUUUUUCACACUAUAAGACACACUCCCCACAACAAGUGUCCAAAAUGUUAGUGCAUCUUAUAGACUAAAGAAGUGGACAGCAAUAAUGCCGUACAUUUCAGGCCGUGCUGUGCUGCAUAGGAAUAGUGGCCUGCAAUGUACAUUCAGAGUGGUAGACACUGCAGAGGAAGCAUUUUACAGUGACACCACUCAUCCUGGUGCCAUACUUUAUGCGGAACACUUCCAUCUAUAUAAGAGGUCUGAUCAUAUUAAAUGACAUAGUACUGCUGUAAUGAAAAACGGCUAAAAAAAUCUUAAAAUUCUCUCUCUGAAUAUUCAGGUUGUUUUUUUAAACACUUUUUUUUGAUGGAGGUGUCCUCUCUGCCUCUGGAAGCCUCGGAUAGUCAGUGCCUUAAUCAGACCUUGUAGAAUACUGUGCUAGAAAUAUUCAGUUUCCUGCGCUUCCUCUGGUAAUAAUAGCGGAUUUUGGGGGGUUCUGCCAGCAGGACUCUCUCCCCAUGAUUAUCCUCCUUCAUGACCAACAAAGAACUUCAGAGGUUGUCAUUUCUUCCCCUAGUAACCAUAUCCAAUGGUUCUUACAACAUUGGUGGUAACUGUCUUAUAUAUGAAUGAGAUCUUACACAAAAAUGCUGUACAAUUAUGUAAAAUGCGUAUGUGUACCUUAUUAUUACAAACGUUAAUGAUUAGAACUUCCGUUGUCCUCAUUUAUGUUACCUUGCAGAAAAUGACCUCUUAUUUGGUGACCUUUCAUUGUGACAUGGACAUUUCCUGUAAUAUGCAAUUAGUUAAUUGCCAUUGAGAUAAGUGAGAAUGUGGGCGCAGGUAGUCAUUAAUACCGAAGGUGUUACGUAAUAGUCUUUAGUCAUAGUCAUUAGUGCAAUCGAGAAUGUAUCUUACAAAUAUCAAGUGCUUUUCAUGAUUCAUACAUUAUAAAGACAGGUUACUUUAUAAUUUUUUCUUUACAUUGUAAAUUGCCACUUCUAUUUUUAAGGACUUAUGUAGAUGUAUGCAUUUGAAAUCUAUUUAUUACAUGUAAAC
Molecule: messenger RNA, 7473 nt
Organism: Bufo gargarizans (Asiatic toad)
Lineage: Eukaryota; Metazoa; Chordata; Amphibia; Anura; Bufonidae
Gene: KIF20B
Product: kinesin family member 20B
Exons: 34
Coding region: 109-5610 (1833 amino acids)
Biological process (GO): mitotic spindle assembly; microtubule-based movement
Cellular component (GO): spindle microtubule; nucleus
Molecular function (GO): plus-end-directed microtubule motor activity; ATP binding; microtubule binding
Source: RefSeq, a predicted model, not a curated record